AUGGCUCCCCAUGCAGAGGUCGACUCGGGCUCCGCGCACGGAGAUGGACCCUCCCCCCACCCCAACGGCAACGGCGCCGCUGCCACCACCGCCACGACUACUACUAACCAGCAGCACCGCGAGCUCUUCACCGUCAACUCCCCCAACGUCGUCUACACUGACGCCGAGAUCCUGUCAAAGUACACCUACCGCACCACAAAGGUCGCCCGUGACGCCGCCGGCAAGUACGUUGCCACCCCGACCGAGACCGUCUACGAGUUCAAGACGGACCGUAACGUGCCCCGUGUCGGCAUGAUGCUCGUCGGUUGGGGCGGCAACAACGGCACCACCGUUACCGCCGGCAUCCUCGCCAACCGCCGCGGCCUCGCCUGGGACACGCGUGAGGGGCCUCGCGCCGCAAAUUACUACGGCUCUGUCAUCAUGGGCUCUACCGUCAAGCUUGGCACCGACGCCGACACGGCGCGCGAUGUUAACAUCCCUUUCCACGACCUCGUGCCCAUGGUCCACCCGGACGACCUCGCCAUCGGCGGCUGGGACAUCAGCGGCAUGAGUCUCGCCGACGCCAUGGACCGCGCCCAGGUGCUCGAGCCGACUCUCAAGGCCCAGUUGAAGAAGGAGAUGGCCGACAUGGUGCCCCUGCCGAGCAUUUACUACCCGGACUUCAUCGCUGCCAACCAGGAGGACCGCGCCGAUAACCUGAUCCCCGGCAGCAAGGCCUGCACGGCCCACGUCGAGCAGAUCCGCAAGGACAUCCGGGGGGAAAACAGUGACUUCAAGGAGGCCAACGGGCUCGACAAGGUCAUCGUCCAAUGGACCGCCAACACGGAGCGAUACGCCGACAUCAUCCCAGGCGUCAACGACACGGCCGACAACCUGCUUCGGGCCAUCGACGAGGGCCACGAGGAGGUCUCGCCCUCGACUGUCUUCUCCGUUGCUUGCACGCUCGAGGGCGUGCCCUUCAUCAACGGGUCGCCACAGAACACCUUCGUGCCCGGUGCGAUCGAGCUGGCCGAUCGGCACGGGGCCUUCAUUGGCGGCGACGACUUCAAGUCGGGCCAGACCAAGAUGAAGUCGGCGCUCGUCGACUUCCUCAUCAACGCGGGCAUCAAGCUGACGUCCAUCGCAAGCUACAACCACUUGGGAAACAACGACGGCAAGAACCUUAGCUCGCACAAGCAGUUCCGGUCCAAGGAGAUCUCCAAGUCCAACGUCGUCGACGACAUGGUCGAAGCCAACUCGGUGCUGUACAAGGAGGGCGAGCACCCGGACCACACCGUCGUCAUCAAGUACAUGCCGGCCGUGGGCGACAACAAGCGGGCGCUUGACGAGUACUACGCCGAGAUCUUCAUGGGCGGCCACCAGACCAUCUCGCUGUUUAACGUGUGCGAGGACUCGCUGCUGGCGUCGCCGCUCAUCAUCGACCUCGUUCUCGUGGCUGAGAUGAUGACACGCAUCCAGUGGAGGGCGACGUCGGGGUCGGGGACCACGUCGACAAACGACUUCAAGGGCUUCCACAGCGUGCUGAGUAUCCUGAGCUACAUGCUCAAGGCGCCGCUGACGCCGCCGGGGACGCCCGUCGUCAACGCGCUGAGCAAGCAGCGCGCCGCGCUGACCAACAUCUUCCGCGCGUGCGUCGGCCUCGAGCCCGAGUCGGAGAUGACGCUCGAGCACAAGCUCUUCUGA
Colletotrichum higginsianum IMI 349063 is the source of this 1683-nucleotide messenger RNA. Its product is annotated as Myo-inositol-1-phosphate synthase. Gene Ontology annotation, biological process: inositol biosynthetic process; phospholipid biosynthetic process. The transcript has 2 exons. Gene Ontology annotation, molecular function: inositol-3-phosphate synthase activity. The coding region runs from base 1 to 1683 and encodes 560 amino acids. Gene Ontology annotation, cellular component: cytoplasm. The record is from RefSeq and is a predicted model, not a curated record. Lineage: Eukaryota; Fungi; Ascomycota; Sordariomycetes; Glomerellales; Glomerellaceae.